This is a messenger RNA of Prorocentrum cordatum, 3586 nucleotides long. Lineage: Eukaryota; Dinophyceae; Prorocentrales; Prorocentraceae. The record is from the annotation of a GenBank genome assembly.
AGAGCAGCGCGAAGGCUCGGGCCGCGGCGCCGACCCCCGGGGAGCCUCGCUGCGCCGCACGCGGCCGCCCACCUGCUGCACCAUACGCGUGCAGGGUGGUGCGGCAAUCUAUACUCGCUGGGUCCACGAGCGCCCCGCUGUCCGCUGGCAUGACCGUCAGGAGGCCCUUGUCCUGCGUGUCGGCGGGGCAACUGCCGCGCGAGAUACCAGCGGAGCUGCUCCAGGACGUCCUCGGCAGGAGGACCCUCUGCGUGGACGAGGCCAAGGCUCUCUACAAGCGGUUCCGGCAGUUGGCGCCCGACGGAUGGCUUAACCCAGACCAGUUCAAGGUGUCAAUGGGCGUGCUGGGCCUCACGGACGAUUCAUUCAUAGCGGAGAGGAUGUUCGAGGUCUUCGACCAGAACGGGGACGGUUUGCUUUGCUUCUCCGAGUUUUCCUCGUCCCUCGGGGUGAUGCUGAAAGGCACGGAGGACCAGAAACUCAAGUUGAGUUUCGACAUGGUGGCCGGCAGGAAGGCUUGGAUUGCCAAGGCAGACUUCAAGAAUUUGGUUAGCGCGUGCAACGCGGCGAAGGCCUCCAUGGCCGUGCCGCAGGACGGGCUGACCCGGGAAGACGAGGUGGAGCGCCUCUUCGAGGAGCUGGCCGCCCAUUGCGGCGAGGUCCAGGACGGGGAGCCCGUGCUGACCCUCGACGGGUAUAAGUGGGCAGCGGAGACGAACGAGGACUUCCUCUCGUGCCUCGGGCUCUCCCAGCCCGCCUCCUUCCGGCGGAGCACCAGCUGCGGCCACCAGGCCCGGGGCGGCGCGGCGGAGCUGGGCCCGGCGCACGCGGCGGUGCCCCUGGAGACGCUCGGGGAGCUGCAGCAGCGCAUCGAGGCGCUCUCGCGGAUGGUGCGCGACGCCCGGGAGGACCUGCAGCUCCAGCAGCUCCGGAGCGUGGUGGCCAGCAUGUCCCAGGAGCAGCCAUGGCCCCCCUGCGAGUCGGAGCCCAGCGAGGCGGCGGAGCCGGCGAGGUGGCCGCCGCCCGCGGCGGAGGAGGGCCCGCCGGCCCUGUCCGUGCGGAAGUUGCUCAGCACCACCGUGGCCGUGGAGAAGCUGUUCAGCGGCGUCCUGUCGUUGUGCGCGCCGCCCUCGCUCGACGCCGCCGACCAGGUCCACGAGGUCGUGGCGGUGUCCCCCGCGAGGCAAGACGACGAGGAGGACCUCGGCCCCGCGAGUCCGCGGCCGGAGGGGAAGUUCCUCGAGACGGUGGCCCACGAGCUGGACGGCAUCCUGGGCCUCUGCAACCAGUGCCACGGGAAGCCGCCCGCUCCGCAGGCCCGCGGCGGCCGCGCCGGGCUCGGGGCGCUGCCAGCCCUGGGCCCGCCGUCGGCCCUGACGCCGAGGGCCGCGGCGAGCCAGCGCGUGACGGCGACGGCCAGCGCCGCCGAGGGCGGCGGCGCCCCGGGGCCGCGGCACCCGCUGGCCGUGCACCGGGUGCAGAGCAGGAGGAUGCCCACGCUGACGCAGCCGGUGGCCCACCACCACCUGAAGAGGCACCGCGUCCUGGGGCCCAGGAAGGGGCUGGCGGUGCAUUUCGGGCACGAGAACUGGAACAUGGUCGUGAGCAUGAUGAUCGGCAUCAGGCUCUCCAUCGGGCGCGCCAGGGGCGAGCGUCGGCGGGAGAUGCAGCCCGUGGACUUCUCCAUGAAGGAGAAGUUCACGAUCGCGCCUCGCUACGCGAACAUCUUCGACUCGACGGCCUCACCCAGAGCUAUAAAGUACCGGUUCAUCGACUACGCGCCGAUGGUGUUCCAAAGGAUACGAUUGAGUUUCGGCAUCGACACCGAUGAGUAUUUGCAUUCCGUGGGUCCCGAACAACUUCUCGGAAACAUGAUACUGGGCAACUUGUCCUCGUUGUCAGAGCAAACCUCCGAGGGGAAGAGCGGCGCGUUUUUCUAUUACACUGCCGACGGCAAGUACAUGCUGAAAACAGUUUCGAAGGCGGAGUACCGUACAUUGAGGCGCAUGCUCAGGGAAUACUACGACCACUUGCAGAACAAUCCUCAGACGAUGCUCGUCCGCUUCCUGGGGCUGCACUGCCUCAGCGUGAUGGAGCAGCUGAGGGGCACUGAAACCAUGCUGCACUCCACGCAAAAGAUGUACUUCGUCGUCAUGGCCAACAUGUUCAACACGCCCGUGGAGAUCCACCGUAAGUACGACCUGAAAGGAUCCUGGGUUGGCAGGUCGACCGACCAGGCGAACCCCGAGCAGGCGGUCCUCAAGGACGUGGACUUCCGGGACGCCCAGGAGCAGCUGCUCGUCGGCGCCGACGCGGCGCGGGCGCUGGCCGCGCAGCUGGAGGCGGACACGAAGUUCCUGUGCGAGAGCCAGGUCAUCGACUACUCCCUGCUGGUCGGGAUCCACGAAGUGGACCGGGUGUCCCCAGAGAUCAGCUGCGAGAGGGACGGCGGCGUCAGGGACCUCAGGAGGGCCCCCUCGACCGAGUCGGCGGCGGCCCUGCUGGGCGGGGAGCUGCAUGUGGACUCGCUGCCUCUCCACCAGCGCCACCUCGGUGGCAUCCUGUCGUCCGACAGGAAGUUCCUGUACUUCAUGGGCGUCAUCGACAUGUUCAAGACGUACGACGCGAAGGCGAAGGUGGAGCACCACGCGAAAGCUCUGGUGUACGAGCGUGCGGGCGUGUCGUGCUGCAGCCCCGAGAUGUACAGGAGUCGCUUCAUGGCGUUCAUGAGAACCGCGAUGGCUUGAGCGGCUUUUGCGAAUUCGUCUGCCUCCUGACAGCGGCACGAAGCCGGUGUCGCAGCAAGGUCCGCAGGGCAACGUCCUGCUCCCACUGCGCGCAGCACUGCGUGGGUUCAAUGUGGACUUGCUGUCUCCGCACUUUCUCCGCCUCGUGCUCUCUCUCUCUCGCUCCCUACUGCCUCGGGGGUAUUUUUCUCCCAUCGCGGCACGGUUGCCACAAGAGCUAUCGGAGGACAAGUUCACGCGCUUGCGCCCGGGCCACGCACGUGCUGCUGCUGCGCCCGAACGAGGCACUCGUCCCUGCGGCGGCCCAGCCACAUAAUGGCAGGGAUGAGCAACCGCACAUCCCUCCUCCCCCUCCUGCAAGUCUCCGCCCUUCUGCCGACAAGCAGCGGUGCGACGCCGUAAAGCAGGCGCGCUCGUAGACCCUUGGGCCGGCCGUCACAAAGACCGGCCGAGCAGCGCUGCAACAGACUCGGCAGCACGAACCUGGACGGGCGGCCAAAAGCGCUCUUCGGGCGCUGCGUAGUGGCCGUGAAGCCACGCCCAGGCCCUUCGGAGAGGCGGGGAGGCGAGCGCGCCGCAGGGCGCUCUGGAGGCCCAAAACAGGACGGCGACGGCUGUCCCAGCCGCCCGCGGCCCCGCCGCCGUGCCAGCCCAGCAUUCCGGGUGGCGACUGCUCUCUGGCACUGAGCGAGAACGCCACCCGGACAAGGCGGGGCAGGAGAUCUCCUCACCAUGGGUCUCCGCGGGUUCCCUCGACAAUAGCAUACGAGUGUUUGUGCUGGUGCAGUCCCUGAUCGGUUCCGCGCAGGGUCGUCGGUUUCGCCGGAUGCAUUCGGGCG